AUGGCGAAGCCAUUUAUGAACCCUCGUGGACUUAGCUGGUUUGUCACAGGACUGUUUUUGGUUGGUGAUUUGGCCGGUGAAUUUUAUCCUGGUUUGGGCAUUUCCGUAAUAAUGAUUGCCGCUGUUACAUACACUGCUUAUGUGCUUGGUCUCAGCUGGAAUAUCCUUUUGAAUACUUGGCCAGAAUAUCGGGAACAUUGCCGGAAGCCAUAUCCUGAAAUAGCUAAAAGAGCUAUGGGCGACGUUGUCAGGAAAAUCGUUUCCAUAUGCAUUGAUAUUACGCAGUUUGGUAUUGCGGUUGUCUAUUUAUUGUUAUCGGCAAAGAAUAUACAUGAUAUGAUCAAGGUAGAAUCGAAAGUCGAUCAUCGUACCCAAUGA
Molecule: messenger RNA, 378 nt
Organism: Cylicostephanus goldi
Lineage: Eukaryota; Metazoa; Nematoda; Chromadorea; Rhabditida; Strongylidae
Source: the annotation of a GenBank genome assembly